Nannizzia gypsea CBS 118893 is the source of this 2004-nucleotide messenger RNA. RefSeq names its product acetate--CoA ligase. The transcript is spliced from 6 exons. Gene Ontology annotation, cellular component: cytosol. The record is from RefSeq and is a predicted model, not a curated record. NCBI's taxonomy places the organism in Eukaryota, Fungi, Ascomycota, Eurotiomycetes, Onygenales, Arthrodermataceae. The coding region runs from base 1 to 2004 and encodes 667 amino acids. Gene Ontology annotation, molecular function: AMP binding; acetyl-CoA synthetase activity.
AUGGGAGAGGCAGACGCUACUAAGGUUCCGGUGGUCGUGGAAGCCCACAACAUCGAGACCAUUUCCGUGCCCAAGGAGUACUACGAACACUCGACCAAAACGUACCUGAAGGACUUUGAGGAAUACAAGACUCUCUAUGAAGAGUCUAUCAAGAGCCCGGAUACCUUCUGGGCACGGCUGGCGCGAGAGCUAGUGGCUUUUGAAAGGGACUUUACCACAACGCAUAUUGGCUCCUUAAAGGGAGGUGAUAAUGCCUGGUUUGUUGGCGGAAAACUGAAUGCCUCAUACAACUGCGUCGACCGUCAUGCGCUCAAGAACCCGGACAAGGUUGCUAUCAUCUACGAAGCUGAUGAGCCAGGUGAAGGCCGUAGCAUCACCUAUGGCGAGCUGCUCAGACAAGUUUCGAGUCUUGCAUGGACUUUGAAGCAGCAUGGAGUGAAGAAGGGAGAUACGGUAGCUAUCUAUUUGCCCAUGAUUCCGGAAGCACUGGUUGCUUUCCUUGCCUGUUCCCGCAUUGGUGCUGUACACUCCGUUGUUUUUGCUGGCUUCUCGUCCGAUUCGCUCCGUGACCGUAUCAAUGAUGCCAACUCCAAAUUUGUCAUUACGUCUGACGAGGGCAAGCGAGGAGGAAAAGUCAUUGGGACCAAGAAGAUCGUUGAUGAAGCUUUGAAGCAGUGCCCGGGAGUAACCAGCUGCCUCGUUUUCAAGAGGACGGGAACAGAAGUUCCAUGGACACAGGGACGCGAUUUCUGGUGGCACGAGGAGGUCGAGAAGUACCCCAGCUAUAUUGCCCCGGAGUCCAUGGAUUCGGAAGACCCUCUUUUCCUCCUAUACACUUCAGGCUCGACGGGAAAGCCCAAAGGUUUGAUGCACACCACUGCUGGGUACCUCGUUGGCGCUGCUGCAACUGGAAAAUACGUCUUUGACAUCCACGAGGAAGACCGAUUCUUCUGCGGUGGAGACGUUGGUUGGAUUACCGGUCACACAUAUGUUGUCUAUGCCCCACUGCUUCUAGGUGCUACCACCGUGGUUUUUGAGAGUACUCCAGCCUAUCCAAACUUCUCAAGAUACUGGGAUGUUAUUGAGAAGAACAAGGUCACGCAGUUCUACGUUGCCCCAACCGCCCUGAGACUUCUCAAGCGUGCUGGUGACCAACACAUUCACCAUGAGAUGAAGGAUCUUCGAGUAUUGGGAAGUGUUGGUGAACCGAUCGCAGCUGAGAUCUGGAAAUGGUAUUAUGAAGUUGUGGGAAAGAAGAAGUCCCAAGUUAUUGACACAUACUGGCAAACUGAGACUGGCUCCCAUGUCAUUACACCCCUAGGUGGAAUCACGCCUACCAAGCCAGGAAGCGCUUCUUUGCCAUUCUUCGGCAUUGAGCCAGCCAUCGUUGACCCAGUUACUGGUGAAGAGUUGAAGGGUAACGAUGUAGAGGGUGUGCUAGCCUUUAAGCAACCGUGGCCCAGCAUGGCCCGCACAGUAUGGGGUGCUCACAAACGAUACAUGGACACGUACUUCAACGUCUACCCAGGAUUUUACUUCACUGGAGACGGUGCCGGCCGAGACCACGAUGGAUACUACUGGAUCAGAGGCAGAGUAGACGACGUCGUGAACGUUUCCGGUCAUCGUCUCUCAACCGCCGAAAUAGAAGCUGCUCUUAUCACACACUCUGCGGUUGCUGAGGCUGCCGUCGUUGGUGUACACGACGAACUCACCGGUCAGGCCGUCAACGCCUUUGUCGCUCUCAAAACAGGCAAUGAAAUUGGCGAGGAGAUCCGCAAGGAGCUGGUAUUGCAGGUUCGAAAGUCUAUUGGACCAUUUGCAGCUCCUAAGGCCGUCUUUGUCGUUGAAGACCUGCCCAAGACUCGCAGCGGAAAGAUCAUGCGCCGUAUCCUCAGGAAGAUCCUGAGCGGUGAGGCCGACAGCUUGGGUGAUAUUUCGACGCUUUCGGAUCCAACUGUAGUCCCCAAAAUCAUCGAGAUGUUCGAGGCGACAAAGAAGAAUUAA